UUUGAGUUGGCUCCGUCACAUUUGUGCUUGUUGAUACACUUCGUGGCAUCUCGGAGGCUAACAUCAUUGGCAAAGCGAAGCGGGCGCUUCAGAGGUUCGCUGUGCAGUACUUCGUGGCCUGUGCUGCGUCGCCUCCGCCGCCCAAGGACUCCAGCAGUCCGACCAAAGACUUGGAGGAGAUGUGCUCCAUGCUGUCCCGCGCGGCUGGUGUGAUAAUCUCCCGCCCAACCGCGGCAAUCGCUUUCCUUUGUUCGACCGGCGUUGAUAGUUUCGAGAAGAGGGUCUCCAAAUUGGCAUCUCGUCGCAACCAUGCUGCUCACCCUGAUGGAGGUCGUUUUCGUGAUCUUUCGGCUGCGAUGGAAAACAUUCCUCAUGCAGCUCGUUCCCAGUAUGCUGCGACGUUUCGGCCCCGCGGCAACUCGAAACGCGCGGCGGAUGCGAGCAGCGAGACCGACUUCUCACGGACUGAGCAGAGCGCCGACGAGGAGGUGCGCGCCGCCGACGACCGCAAAGCGGACGUUCUCACCGACUCCUAGUCUGACAAGAGCGCCGCGAAUUCCGACGACGAGCGCGGAGAGCCCCAGCUCGUUGGCGUAAAGGUCAAGGAUUUCAAGUACUGCCGAGAUAAGAUCGUAUCAGGUCGAGGAGUGAUAGCCGAGCUUGAUGCUCGCAAGAGCAAGCUGUUUUUAGCUUGCAAAUCAGAAAACAAUCAUUUUCCCUUUGGGGCCCAAGCUCGCAGACGCUAGGAAACGGCGUGUGAAGUCGCCAAAAUGCGAAAUUCCGACGCGCAGCUGCCGA
Prorocentrum cordatum is the source of this 798-nucleotide messenger RNA. The record is from the annotation of a GenBank genome assembly. Lineage: Eukaryota; Dinophyceae; Prorocentrales; Prorocentraceae.